Molecule: messenger RNA, 1383 nt
Organism: Erinaceus europaeus (western European hedgehog)
Lineage: Eukaryota; Metazoa; Chordata; Mammalia; Eulipotyphla; Erinaceidae
Product: tripartite motif-containing protein 75-like
Exons: 1
Coding region: 1-1383 (460 amino acids)
Molecular function (GO): zinc ion binding; protein binding
Source: RefSeq, a predicted model, not a curated record
AUGGCUCAGGAAGGCCUCCUGGAAGAGCUGAGGGCAGUGUUCAGCUGCCCUGUGUGCCUGGACUUGCUGACAGACCCGGUGACCCUGGACUGUGGGCACCACUGCUGUGCCUCCUGCCUCCAGCAACGCUGGCAGGACCUGCUGGACAUUCUCCCCUGUCCCAUCUGCCAGCACCACUGUGCCCACAGGGAGCUGCAGAAGAACAGCCAGCUGAGUGCCCUGUCUGACAUGGUGAAGCAGCUGCCCAGCUCAGGGAGCAAGAGGAAGCAGGAGCAGGAUCAGCCCCUGUGUGAGCAGCACCAGCAGGUGCUCAGCCUGUUCUGUGAGCAGGACCUUCAGCUGGUGUGUGUCCAGUGCAGGGUGUCCUGUGAGCAGCAGGGUCACCCUGUCAUCCCCACUGAGGAGGCUGCUGCUCAGCACAGGAAGAAACUCAAAUCCCACCUGCAGAUGCUGAAAACACAAAGGGAAGAUGCUCAUAAGGGGUUAAAGAUGCAAAAAAAUGAAAGACUCAGAAUUAGAGAAGAGGUAACAGUUCAGAGGAAUCAAUUACGCCGGCUAUUCAAAAAUCAUAAGACUUUUUUGAGGAAUCGUCAGUAUGACUAUGACAAUUGGAUACUAGAAGAAAUGAAGACUGUUUCCCAAAAGAUGACUGAGAGCAGAGACCAGCUGUCAGCCUUUGGCUCCUCAGUGAAGACUCUGCUGAGGGAUCUCACAGACAUGUCUGUGCAGACAGACCUGCAGCUCCUGCUGAGGGCCACAAGACUCCAGCUCCUGCUGAACAAGUAUCAGAAGCUGGAGGUCCCAGAUGGAUUUUGCCACACAAUCCAGGAAGAGCUCCCCAGUGCCCGUUCACAGUAUCUUGAUCUUCACAGUGCCAGCAAGUUUAAGUUGGAUUUGACACUAGACCCUGCGACUGCUCAGCACAAUCUCAUCAUCAGAAAAGAUAGGAAGCAUUUUCUAUUUAACAGUAAAAUAAAGCUCUUCACCCCUGCUCCCAGCCCCAAGGCAUUUACUUUUCACCCAGCUGUCCUGAGCUCUGAGGGCUUUGAAGCCGGCAGGCAUUUUUGGGUGGUAGAAGUCAUAGGGACAGGUGUGUGUUUCCUGGGUGUCUGCAAAGAGUCUUUGCCCAGGAAGGUGCUGAUGCCACAUUCCCCAAGCAAUGGCUGCUGGAAAAUACGACUGUUUCUUGGGCCUCACCUCAAGUCCAGCAAAAGGAAAGUGACCAUUGGCAUCUUCCUGGACUAUGAACUCGGAGAGGUUUGGUUUUACAAUAUCUCUGAGAGGUUGACCAUUGGAACACUCACAGAUACCUUCACAGAGAAACUCUUCCCCUAUUUUUCAGUAUUACGCUCUUGCUCAUCAGUGGUCAUGACUAUAAAAUAA